Acanthochromis polyacanthus (spiny chromis) is the source of this 2774-nucleotide messenger RNA. RefSeq lists its product as uncharacterized. The record is from RefSeq and is a predicted model, not a curated record. The transcript has 3 exons. The coding region runs from base 105 to 2558 and encodes 817 amino acids. Lineage: Eukaryota; Metazoa; Chordata; Actinopteri; Pomacentridae.
ACUGUAACCAUGUUUCCAACCAUACAGAGAGUCCAUCAGGAGUCUCUGGUGAGACGCCUGAACAUGAAGCUAUCCCUGGUAAUACAGUGAGGUACUACAGUGUGAUGGAUGAUGAAGGUGCAGAUGAUGUCUUCAUCCCACCUCCUCCUCCAUCCUGCAUGAAUCCUUUGCCACCAGCAGAUGGAGGCACAGGUGCAACAGCCGAUAACGCUGGCGUGUCCGACUCAAACGGGGCAGCUGACGCCACAGAGGCUGAGGCUAAUCCCAGCAGCUUAGACUGGUAUCACGGGGAGAAGCACUUAAUGGCAGCACAGAACGAGGUGGAUGAAGUGAUAGCAAGUGUGCUGCAGGCUUCUAUGGAAAAGGUAUUACUGUCCAAUGACAAGGACUCCACACCAGCCCCUUAUCGAGACCAAACAUCGAUGGACAGCACAGGUUGUCUGAUGGAAACAUGCCACGAUGCCGCCAAAAGACACUAUCAGGACGACACAGACAACGAAGAAUCGAAUGAGGAGCCUGAGGACAUUGUGAUUUUGAGGGAAGGACAGGAAAACUGGGGGGAAAGCAAUGCAGAGAAAGACCAAUAUCCAAAUGAAAGUCAUGAGGAAAACUUUGAGAAGGAGACCUGCUCAGGCAAAGACGGAGACAAAACAAAAUACGAGGACAUUUCUGGUCUGUCAAGAAAGAAGCCGGACAGUGAAAGUGAUGAGCCAAAUACCCCAACACUGUGUGAUCCUAAUGUGAAUGAUUAUGAUCUUGAAUCCUCUGAGGCAGCAGAGUUCAACAAACACAACCGAAGCAAGACGGACGCAGCAACCAGCCAGUCUCAGGCAGCUCCUUUACCAGCCGACGACACCAGUGAUAAUGAAGAGCAUGUUGACAGCAGAUCUUUGGAUUACAACCUCACAAAAUGUAAGUGGGUGAGGAGAGAAAGUGCCACAGAUAUUCAAAUCCCCCAACAUCCCAUCGCCAAAGAUUCUGAAGAAAUGGCGACUAGCGGAGAGCACGGAGACGGAGGCAAGAGAAUAUCCACUGAUAUCCAACAAGGUGAGCAACUGCUUCAGCGUCUGCAAAUGGUGCAGCUGCGACACGAAGUACAUGUGUCAGAGAAUCCUCAAACCUCCCAGAAGCCUUUCAAAGAUAUGAAAGGCGAGGAAAAGGGUGCAUCUGGGACUGAACUGAGAGAAAGGAAACUGACAGAUGAAGAAAAGAAGGAGGAAAGUCGAUUUCACACUGUCAUGAAAUCAAAGGCGAUUCUGAUAGAGAAGGAAAAGAAUGAGAGUAAAGAUGUUCAAACAAAAGCAAGGAUGUCUUCAUCUGAUAUGCCAGAAGAGAGAGAACACCAGAGGAUUGCUGGAAUAGAUUCUGGUGAUUCUGGUGAUGAACAGAGUGACAGGUGUGUACCUGCAGAUUUGCCUUCCUUCAUCUCCCAUGAAACAUCUACUGAAGUUCCAUUUUUGUCCACUGGACACCGGUUCUCAGCGGCCGAGACCUCCAUGGAGAAGCAGCUCCAUGAGGCAGCCCAGGAGAAGAAGAACUUGCAGAGAGCAGGAGGGGUUUUCAAUCUUACCGAUAAUCCCGAUGUGCUGGAGAUUCCCUUCAAAACGAAUAUCUCUCUUGAGUCACUUCUUCCCAAAGCUCAGGCCAGCCAUCGCAGUGAUUGGCAAUUCUCUGAGCAGAAGAUGCAGAAGGAGAUAAGUCAGGAGGUUCAGAGAGAACUGGUGCUGGUCAACCAGGGAAAGAUUCCAGGGGGGUACAGCAAAGGGGAAGUCCGCCACUUAAGGGAGACUAAACUGCUGUUUGAAACUUUCCAGCAGGACAACACAGAGGGUCCGACAAGGCUCCGGAAGCCCCCUAACACAGUGAUUAAAGGUCCCGUUUAUCCUUCAGUGCUGGAGCGCACACGUAGCCUCGAGAUGUUCUCCCUGAAAAGCUGCCCCGUUUCCAGAGCACAUUCCCUCAGGCUGUGCAAAUCUACAACCCCUGAGAGAGAAAAAAGUCCUGAAAACUUCAGAUCAAAGAGCCCAACUGGAGGUUCUCGAGAUAAAACACGCCUGUCCCCUUAUUCAAAACAGGACAAACACCUGCGUCUGCACAGAAGCAUGGACUCUAUAAGAACUGACGGCUCCACGUUAGCAGUGGAGACCAGGGGCAUACCAAGGAAGGGGAACGCAGGGCCAGAAUCUCCAAUCCUCAAACAAAACCCCUUCUUCAAGCUGCGCCCAGCCCUGGCUCUGCAGCCAGAGGUGGAGAAGGAUAUCCGAGAGGCCAAACAAAGGGAGGAGGAGCUGCGCAGACAAAGAUGCACUUUGUAUGGGGAAAACAGACGGAACAGUGAAGACGAGGACAAGUCACGCCGCACUCAAAUGGACGUACCAGAUAUCAGGAAACGAGGGAAACUGGAACGGGUUUGGCCUCCACCUCCCAAGAAAGAUCCAAUGAAAUCGGAGCAGACACAGGAACCCAAAGUUCACAGAGCGGGAGGUCAGAAGGCUCCGCUGUGGCAACGCUGGGAGUCUGGCAUGAUAAACGGGCAGCCGGCAAAAGAAAAGAAAUGAUCAGGACCGUCAACAGACUGUUACUGAUCCGCAAUGCUACAGUCACAGUCCAAUCAGAGCUAAAUCAGUAGAACCAAAGUCCUGUCCUUAGUUCCGGCGCAAAUACUCUCUGGCUCUUUUAAUUCUGCUUUCCAUCUAUGUCAAAUGUGCAUUUCUUUUUUUGAUAUCUGUAAAUCUUAGUAUUAUUGAGCAGGUAAUUAAAGCAGAAGUAUCACA